Molecule: messenger RNA, 618 nt
Organism: Kwoniella botswanensis
Lineage: Eukaryota; Fungi; Basidiomycota; Tremellomycetes; Tremellales; Cryptococcaceae
Product: GTP-binding protein ypt1
Exons: 7
Coding region: 1-618 (205 amino acids)
Biological process (GO): vesicle-mediated transport
Molecular function (GO): GTP binding; GTPase activity
Source: RefSeq, a predicted model, not a curated record
AUGUCUGCGCCAGAGUACGAUUACCUCUUCAAGCUCCUCCUGAUCGGUGAUUCAGGUGUAGGAAAAUCCUGUUUACUUCUUCGAUUUGCCGAUGACACUUAUACCGAAUCUUACAUUUCUACUAUCGGAGUUGACUUCAAGAUCAGAACCAUCGAGCUUGAAGGAAAGACUGUGAAAUUGCAAAUCUGGGAUACUGCUGGGCAAGAACGAUUUAGAACAAUUACAUCGUCAUACUACCGAGGAGCUCAUGGUAUCAUAGUAGUUUACGAUGUGACUGACAGCGACACAUACGCUAACGUCAAACAAUGGUUACAAGAAAUCGAUCGAUAUGCUGUUGAAGGUGUCAACAAGCUCCUCGUAGGAAACAAAUCUGAUUUGGCCACCAAGAAAGUUGUCGAGUACGCCGCUGCCAAAGCAUUCGCCGAUGAAUUAGGUAUUCCAUUCCUUGAGACUUCCGCCAAGAACGCCACCAACGUUGAACAAGCUUUCUUGACUAUGUCUAAGCAAAUCAAGGAUAGAAUGGGAUCAACUUCUAUGGCUUCUGGUCCAGGUGCUAAAUCAACGAUCAAAGGUCUCGGUCAAAAUGUUGAACAAAAGACUGCUGGUGGAUGUUGUUAG